Messenger RNA from Colletotrichum destructivum, 1603 nucleotides. RefSeq lists its product as uncharacterized. The record is from RefSeq and is a predicted model, not a curated record. The coding region runs from base 449 to 1603 and encodes 384 amino acids. Lineage: Eukaryota; Fungi; Ascomycota; Sordariomycetes; Glomerellales; Glomerellaceae. The transcript has 3 exons.
CUCACCUCUCAUCCCUCUAUCUCUAAUUCCCAGUCCAUCGUCCUUCUUCCGCCCAGGGGAAACAGUAACAAGCUUUCUCGGCGGAAGCAGUCGGGUCGGUAUUAGUUGCCGAUGGCCAACGUGCCUUGCCCUCAACCCAUCGAACCAGUCAGUGCGUCCAUCCAGGCACAACCAUCGUCGUUUCAACUACCCUUGAGCCAAAUCCCGUGGCGACAAGCCCGGGCCUCCUGAGUCGCGGGGUGGACGGUUCAGCCCGUUGCUAGAUAAUCAGUCCCUGUUGCUCUUUUUCUAUAUUUGUUUUUGCCUCCCCUCCCUUUGACUUGUCCCCUCCCUCCUUCGCCCCACGCCGUGUAAAAUACCUUAACUCGUAAAGACAUCAGACAAAACCUGUUGUCGUCCACCAAUCGUGUGUCCUCCGCCAAGCUCUCCUCAUCAUGCCAUAUGGAACAUGAUGGCAGACGAGCUCGUCGCCGUGUCGACUCCUCCGUCGGAGGUGGGGUCCAACUUCAACAACCCGACCGAGUCCCUGGUACCCCAGGUCCUCGCCGUCUCCAUCGUGCUCAACCUGCUCGCCAUCUUCUUCUGCGCCGUCCGCCUGUACACGGCGAAGGUCGUCAUCCGCCGUCACCAGCUCGACGACACCCUCAUCUUCAUCGGCCUCGUCUUCGCCACCGCCUACUCCAUCAUCCAGGUCUACGAGACCCGCAAGGGCGCCGGCCACCACAUCUGGGACGUCAGCCAGGCCGACACCCUCGCCUUCCACCAGCUGAGCAUGGUCGAUCUCGCCGCCUACAGCCUGUCCAUCCUCUUCACAAAGGCCUCCAUCCUCGUCUUCUACCUGCGCUUCCCGCUGAAGCCGUCUGUGAGGCUUGUCGUGUACAUCUUCAUGUUCGCCACCGUCGCCUACUCGGCCGCCGGCGCCCUCAGCUGGGCCUACCUCUGCGCGCCCAUCGCCAAGAUCUGGAACCCGGAGCUGCCAGGGACCUGUGUUGACCGCUCCGCCUGGUGGCUGAUGCUCUCCGUGUCCAACGUGGCUACCGACCUCGCCAUCUUACUGCUUCCGAUAUGGAUUCUCUCGCCUCUGUCGCUGAGACUGGUCAAGAAGAUCGAGAUGACCAUCUUCCUCAUGGCCGGUGGAUUCGUCCUUGGGCCGAGCAUCGUGCGCAUGGUCAUGAUCCCCCUCGGCUUCAAAAACUCGGACUUUACCUGGAACGCCUCCAUCAGCAUCAUCUGGUGCGUGGUGGAAGCCAACGUCGGCAUCAUCUGCACCUGUCUCCCCUUCCUCAAGGCCUUUUUAAAGCACGUGUCGCCCAACAUCGCCAGGCGCAUCUCCGUGCCGGACGAGCCCAAGUCGCCCACCGUCUUCGACCGCGCCGCGGCGCUGCAGAGCUUCCCGCAUAAGCCCAAGUCCGCCCGCCGCAAGAGCCUCGGGCGGCCGUCGGUGAACGACGUGCCGGACGCCGAGAUGCAGGCGGUCAACAGGAACUGGCCGCUGAAGAAUGACGAGCCGUUCGACCACGUCGAGUACCGCAGCAUCCGGCUAUCGCACGACCAGAAGUCGCCGCUUGCCGUGAAGCCUGUCGAGUUCGCGGAAAUGGUGUGA